AUGGACCCAACAGACAGCACCUUGCCUUCUAGGCAUUCUGGCUCGCCAGCUCCAGGUGCAGCCAGACAGAAAGUUCAGCAGCCUAAACCACAAGCCCUUGCAACCAGACCUGGCACUUCCGCGAUCCUUGUAUCCACGCGACAAAAGGGCAAUCCGAUUCUGACACACAUCAAGCUUCUACCGUGGGAAUAUGCCGAUAUUCCCGCUGACUAUGUAGUCGGCACCACGACAUGCGCACUCUUCUUAUCGUUGAAAUAUCACCGCCUACACCCAGAAUACAUUUACUCCCGGGUAAAACAACUAGCCGGCAAAUACAACCUCCGCCUCGUCCUUGUUAUGGUUGACAUUCCGAAUCACGAGGAUAUUCUCCGCGAAUUAUCCAAAACAUCUAUCAUCAAUAACCUUACAUUGAUAUUAUGCUGGUCAGCCCCAGAAGCCGCCCACUAUCUAGAACUCUUCAAGUCCUCGGAGAACGCACAGCCGACGGCAAUCCGAACUCAACAAGCGCAAUCGUAUAAAGAAUCUCUUGUGGAAUUUGUCACGGUACCAAGAAGUAUCAACAAGUCCGAUGCAGCCAGUCUGAUCUCCACCUUUGGGAGCUUGCAGAAUGCAAUCAAUGCGCAGCCGGAGCAAAUCAGUGCUGUGCCAGGAUGGGGAGAGAAGAAGGUCCAGCAAUGGUGCAAUGCAGUUCGAGAAGACUUUCGAGUCGAGAGUACGAAGAAGUCUUCUGCUCCUGCCAAACCAACUCGACCAGCACCGGCUUCGGCCCCGGCACCAGUCGAUGAUACACCUGAUCAUGAUAUAGACGAGGAUGAGGAGGAAGCCAUUCUUCGUGCGGUAAUGGCCGAAAGUAGGAAAACUGCUGCCGAGGACGGAAAGUCCGGCGAUGCUCGUCCGCCUGAUGCGCAACCUGAAGAGAUGAGUGAAGGCAUUACGGCUGCGCUUGCGAGGCUUAGAGAUAAUGCUGGUUGA
Messenger RNA from Penicillium antarcticum, 972 nucleotides. Its product is annotated as DNA repair protein RAD10. Lineage: Eukaryota; Fungi; Ascomycota; Eurotiomycetes; Eurotiales; Aspergillaceae. Gene Ontology annotation, molecular function: damaged DNA binding; single-stranded DNA binding. Gene Ontology annotation, cellular component: nucleotide-excision repair factor 1 complex; ERCC4-ERCC1 complex; nucleus. Gene Ontology annotation, biological process: meiotic mismatch repair; mitotic recombination; UV-damage excision repair. The record is from RefSeq and is a predicted model, not a curated record. Bases 1 to 972 code for a protein of 323 amino acids. The transcript has a single exon.